AUGGCGAGGCAUCGCCUCCUCGCCGUGCUCCUCAUCGGAAUAGUUGCAGCCUCCGCCUUCAACCAAGCAGCUGCGGCUGGCCGAGGCCUUGCUGCCGUCGAGAAGUUUGCAGAGCUAGAGCCAAAGCCAGAACCCAAACCAGAGCCAAUGGCCAAACCUAUGCCGCCGCACCCAGAGCCAGAGCCUUGCAAACCUGAACCGAUGCCCAAACCCAAACCAAAGCCCGAACCAAAACCCGGACAGAAGCCCGAUCCAGAACCCAAGCCCAAGCCUAUGCCAAAACCAAAGCACAAGCAUUGCUCCAAACCAAAGCCAGGUCCUAAGCCCGAGCCAAUGCCCAAACCCGAACCAAAGCCGGAGCCCAAGCCUAAACCUGAACCGAAACCGAAGCCGCCUCCGAAGUGCAAACCACCGACAACUCACAAUUGA
Molecule: messenger RNA, 429 nt
Organism: Triticum turgidum subsp. durum (durum wheat)
Lineage: Eukaryota; Viridiplantae; Streptophyta; Magnoliopsida; Poales; Poaceae
Source: the annotation of a GenBank genome assembly